Ostertagia ostertagi is the source of this 345-nucleotide messenger RNA. The record is from the annotation of a GenBank genome assembly. Lineage: Eukaryota; Metazoa; Nematoda; Chromadorea; Rhabditida; Trichostrongylidae.
AUGGUGUCUACGUGCUCACCUACACCUCAUUCGACACCCGGGGACCCGCUCGGCAUCAAUUUCGACAUUAUGAACAAGAUGUCUGCGUCGCCACUCAGUUCUCACGAAAACGAUAAUAUGGCGAAUAUGCUUCGCUCACAAUCACCAGGUCUCGAAUUGUCGAUUGGUGAGAUCACAGUCGCGUCGGCUGUCGCCAGUGAGAAGGCUCGAAUGCGCCAACAGUCAGCCAUGCUCGAUAAAUGGUUGAUGGCCAAUGGGGGAAACCUUUACCCGUGUCGUGAAGACAAAGAAAAAUUGGCUGCACAAAUGAAGAUGACCUACUUGCAAGUAAGUGGAAGAGUGUGA